AAGUCCGUAGCCAUUCUGGCUCAAGCGUUUUGUGCUCAAACCAGUUGGCAAAGAUAUUGGCGACGGAAUUCUGCAAAGCCUUACGCGGGAUCCCAAAGCGCUUGUGGGGCAAUGGCUCCGAUCAGUCAUGUCGCUGCCUUCUUAGCGCUCGUUGUGACGGUCAACGCCGACUUUCCUUGUGGUGAUUAUGACCUGUCGCCCGCAGCAGGCAACCCCGUGUGCGGUGUGGAUCAAUCAGCUUGUGACGAGACAAUCUGUUGCGCAGCAGGGACGAGCGCCCCGACCUCUGCACCGACGCCCAUGCCUCCGACCGAUGCGCCGACGCCGAUGCCUCCGACCUAUGCGCCGACGCCGGCGCCUCCGACCUACGCACCGACGCCGGCGCCUCCGACCUACGCACCGACGCCCGCGCCGACGGCUGCGACGGCUGCGCCGACUCCGGCGCCUCCGACCUACGCGCCGACGCCGGCGCCGACGGCCGCGCCGGGGACGCCAGCGCCGACGGCCGCGCCAACGGCCGCGCCGACGGCAGUGCCGACGGCCGCUCCGACGGCCGCGCCGACGGCCGCGCCGACGCAUGCGCCGACGAGUGCACCGACAGCUGCGCCGACGCCGGUGCCUCCGACCCACGCGCCGACGUCGGCGCCGACGGCCGCGCCGACGCCGAUGCCUCCGACAUACGCACCGACCCACGCACCGACGGCCGCGCCGACGCCGAUGCCUCCUACCUACGCGCCGACGCCGGCGCCUCCGACCUACGCACCGACGCCCGCGCCGACGGCUGCGCCGACACACGCACCGACGGCAAUGCCGACGGCCGCACCGACGCCGAUGCCUCCAACGAACGCGCCGACGCCGGCGCCGACUAGCGCCUUCACGUGUGAUGACUACGAGAACCUACCCGGCGUGAGCUUCGGGAAGCGCGACGUCGUCGGCGCCGCCUCUGCCAUCAUGUGCGUCCUCGCCGCAGCAUGGGCCUGAGCGCGAUCGAUGCCGGAGGAGGUCUGACGCACCAGGGGAGGGGGAAGGGGAAGAGAGGGAUGGAAAGAAGGGUAGGAGUUGGAAGACAACAUCGUUACCACGUGGUCCCUGUUUUGGUGCUUUUCCUGCAUCUCGUGGCUAUCCCAUUUCCAUCGGGGCGCCAUGAAAACUCCAUGGCUGGACACGCUUCUUGCGACUAAUACUUUGUCUGUCUUAAUCAACUCAGUCAGACGUGUCUGGGCCUGCGAUUCGUCAAAGACGGGCAUGCAAGUCUACAGAUGGGUCGUUGCGGCAGGCUGGUGCACGGACUUCUCGCCGCAGGGCUCCCAGGAGCUUCGUGCAUUUUGGGGCCUCUCCCUUCAGGUACUCCUCGCCUUGACAGGCAGCGGCCGAAUAUCGGCCUCGCUGCCAGGACACAGCUUUGGCACGGCAUUGCCCCUCGUGCGUCAGUGAGACCCUCGCCACCGGCGUCGCGGAGGGCUUGGCAAAGCUGCACAAGCGGGGCCGGACGAACUGUGUGUAUUUCGGGCCAACUGAUGAAAAAAAACGUUCCCCCUCCAAAGCGAGGCCAGUGAGGAGUUCGCCAGAUCCGAGCACCCCUCAGAGGUGCGCCCGGGUUUUGCUGGGACGGUAGCAAGCCAGUCCUUUUUGGAGCGGGAG
This is a messenger RNA of Prorocentrum cordatum, 1641 nucleotides long. NCBI's taxonomy places the organism in Eukaryota, Dinophyceae, Prorocentrales, Prorocentraceae. The record is from the annotation of a GenBank genome assembly.